UGUCAAACUAACUGAACGCAAAAGCAAAGAAGUUUUCGCUUGUCAUCAUCAAUAGUUUACUUUAUUUCAAUAAAUUUACAAUGGCUCUCGAAACAUUAUGCCGUUUGGAUGACAAAAUCAAUUUGAAGCCCGCUGACUCGCUCGCUUCCUUCCAGAACGAUGUUAUUGGAUACACAGGCAACUUCUUCGCCAGCACUCAACUCGCAGCCCCGCCGUUCCCAAACCCUGCACAGACGCUAGCUAGCUUCAACCGGAAAGAUGAGACUGGACGUGAAAUCAAAAUCAACUUUGACCACGGUACCACCACUCUGGGUUUCCGCUACAAGGGUGGAGUGCUGCUGGCCGUGGACUCCCGAGCCACUGGUGGCCAGUUCAUCGGCUCUCAGACCAUGAAGAAGAUUGUGGAGAUCAAUGACUACUUGCUUGGUACCCUGGCCGGAGGCGCCGCCGACUGCGUGUACUGGGACCGAGUGCUGGCCAAACAGUGCCGUCUGUACGAGCUGCGCAACCGCGAGAGAAUCUCCGUGGCCGCCGCCAGCAAGCUCAUGGCCAACAUGGUGUACAACUAUAAAGGCAUGGGGCUCAGCAUGGGUAUGAUGCUGGCUGGCUACGACAAGAGGGGCCCCCAACUGUACUACGUGGACAGCGAAGGCACCCGCACCACCGGCAAGGUGUUCUCCGUGGGCUCGGGGUCCGUCUACGCGUUCGGUGUGCUCGACUCGGGGUACCAUUGGGACCUCAGCGACGUGGAAGCACAAGAGCUCGGCCGGCGCGCGAUCUACCACGCGACGCACCGCGACGCGUACUCGGGCGGCAUCAUCCGCGUGUACCACAUGAACCAGGACGGCUGGGUCAACAUCUCCAACGAGGACUGCUCCGAGCUGCACUACAAGUAUCAGGCCGAGAAGGGGUUGAAGGAGUAAUAAAUUGUGAUUUUUAAUUA
Molecule: messenger RNA, 943 nt
Organism: Cydia splendana
Lineage: Eukaryota; Metazoa; Arthropoda; Insecta; Lepidoptera; Tortricidae
Gene: Prosbeta5
Product: proteasome subunit beta type-5-like
Exons: 6
Coding region: 81-923 (280 amino acids)
Cellular component (GO): proteasome core complex
Molecular function (GO): threonine-type endopeptidase activity
Source: RefSeq, a predicted model, not a curated record